Molecule: messenger RNA, 2125 nt
Organism: Copidosoma floridanum
Lineage: Eukaryota; Metazoa; Arthropoda; Insecta; Hymenoptera; Encyrtidae
Product: putative ATP-dependent RNA helicase DDX43
Molecular function (GO): RNA binding; ATP binding
Source: RefSeq, a predicted model, not a curated record
UUUUUAUCUUGCUUGUACGUGCUUUCCUUGGCUUUUAGUUCCUGAGUAUUCGUUACGAGUUACGAGGAGUUGUAAAACAAAAGACGCCUUUUCAUCGAGGGACGCUAAUUACAGCAAAAUGAAAAAUUGUUGGGUGAAUAGUGCUCGACAGUUUCCAUCAUCAGGCUAUGAUGGUGAUAAAUCAAAAGGUAGCUAUGAACAAGGUCAGUUUCGAAACAAUGGUCAAAGAAAUAGAAACACUCAUCAGAAUGCUCAAGAGAAUAGGGAUUCCAGUAGGAAUAGAGACAAGAACAACUCGAACGAAGAGCAGACUACUUUUUAUGUAGAAACUUCUAAAUUAGGCAGAUUGAUUGGGAGAGGAGGAAGUCAAAUCAAAGAAUUACAAGAAGAGAGUAGAACAAAAAUUAAUGUGAAUAAAGAGUGCAUUAGAGGAAGCAAAACCCUUAUUACUGUGGUGGGUUCGAAAGAUGCGCAAUGCCAGGUAAAAUCUAUGAUCGAAGAGUUAUUGGACAUCAAAUUGAUUGAACCAAAUGAAGGUGAAACUGGAAAUGGUGGUUACAGUAAUUCAGGGUAUAAUGAAGGUGAUGAUUCAAACACUGCUAGUGUAACGGGGGAUAUCGAUUGGUCCACAGCAGCUAAAGAUUGCGAAGCCUACCUGGAAAAAAAAUGGGCCGCUUAUCCUGCUGUCAAAAAAAAUUUUUACAUAGAAGAUCCCGAAGUUACCAACAUGACAAAAGAGGAAGUUGAUAAAAUUAGGCAAGAAAAUAACAAUAUUAACGUUGAGUACACCUUUGAAACGGACGACAAAACGGAUGAUGAUAUUCCCAAUCCAGUACAAACCUUUGAACAAGCUUUUAAGAAUUAUCCAGAUAUAAUGAUGGAAAUAAAAAAGCAAGGUUUUGAAAAACCAAGCCCCAUUCAAUGCCAAGCAUGGCCAGUAUUGUUAAGCGGUAAAGACAUGAUUGGUAUUGCUCAAACUGGCACAGGAAAAACCCUGGCAUUCCUUUUACCUGCUUUGAUACACAUUGACAAUCAAGACACUCCUAGAAGUGAAAGAUGCGGUCCUACAGUGCUUGUGAUGGCGCCAACACGUGAAUUAGCUUUACAGAUUCAGAAAGAAGUUAAUAAAUACGACUAUCACGGCAUUAAAGCAGUGUGCCUCUAUGGUGGAGGUAGCAGGAAAGAUCAAGUGAAAAUACUUUCCGGAGGAGUGGAAAUAGUCAUUGCUACACCUGGAAGACUAAAUGAUCUUGUACAAAGUGAAAUCUUGGAUGUAAAGUGUGUAUCUUAUUUAGUUUUGGAUGAAGCUGAUCGUAUGCUGGACAUGGGAUUUGAGCCUCAAAUCAGAAAAACUUUGCUUGACGUUAGACCUGACCGUCAGUCUGUCAUGACUAGCGCCACUUGGCCUCCAGGCGUAAGACGACUUGCUACGUCUUAUAUGAAGAAUCCAGUCACUGUUUGCGUUGGAUCAUUAGACUUGAAAGCUGUUCAUUCGGUUACACAAAAAAUAUUAAUUGUCAAUGAAGAAGAAAAAACUGACAUGCUAAAAGACUUUUUUCAAAACAUGGCUCCAGAUGACAAAGCAAUUAUAUUUUUUGGGAAAAAGGCUAAAGUUGACGAUCUUGGAAGCGAUUUAGCUCUAUCUGGCGUAAAAUGUCAGAGUAUUCAUGGAGGUCGUGAACAAUGUGACAGAGAACAAGCUUUAGAAGACAUUAAAAGUGGUGACGUUCGUAUACUCCUUGCCACUGACGUAGCUAGUAGAGGAAUCGAUAUAGAAGACAUAACGCAUGUUUUUAAUUACGACUUCCCUCGUGACAUUGAAGAGUACGUACACAGAGUUGGAAGAACUGGUAGGGCUGGCCGAACCGGUGAAAGUAUAUCUUUAGUUACUCGCAGAGACUGGUCCUUAGCAAAAGAUCUGAUAAAAAUCUUGGAAGAAGCAGAACAGGAGAUUCCUACAGAACUGUAUGAUAUGGCUGAACGCUACGAAAAAAAGAAAUCUGAAGAUGGUAGAGAUGGAAGAAGAUUUGGAGGUGGUGGUGGAAAUAGAGGAGGUGGAGGCGGCUAUAGAGGAGGCGGUGGUGGAAAUAGAGGAAGGGGACGAGGUGGCAGAGGAUGGUGGUGA